Messenger RNA from Penicillium mononematosum, 1167 nucleotides. RefSeq lists its product as uncharacterized. The record is from RefSeq and is a predicted model, not a curated record. Gene Ontology annotation, cellular component: cytoplasm. The transcript has 5 exons. Gene Ontology annotation, molecular function: 5'-deoxynucleotidase activity. NCBI's taxonomy places the organism in Eukaryota, Fungi, Ascomycota, Eurotiomycetes, Eurotiales, Aspergillaceae. The coding region runs from base 1 to 1167 and encodes 388 amino acids.
AUGGAAGCCACACCUUUGCCUUUCCUACAUGCAAUAGAGACUCUAAAGCAUUUGCCACGGACAGGAUGGCUGAGGAUGUUUGACGACAACCCCGAGAGGGUUGAGAGUGUGGCGGCGCAUAGCUUUCGAGUAGCCAUCUUGGCCAUGCUCGCUCCGGAAAACCUGAAUCUAGAUGUAGGGAAAUGCACCGAAAUGGCUUUGGUCCAUGAUUUGGCCGAGUCGGUCAUAGGAGAUAUUCCAACGUGGGCUAAGGUCCCAAAGGAAAGGAAAUACGAGAUGGAACACAACGGCUUUCAAUAUCUACACAACUUGCUUCAAACUUAUAGCCCGAAAACAGCAACGAAAAUCAGCGAGCUAUGGCUGGAAUUUGAACAAGGAGAAACACCGGAAGCAAAAUGGGUCAAGGAGAUGGAUAAGUUCGAGUGCCUAGUCCAGGCGCACGAAUACGAACAGGAAACCUUUGGCAAAAAGGACUUCGGCGAGUUUCAAGGGCAAUUAAAGGAGAUUCAUUCCAAAGAAGCCAAAAAAUGGGCGGAAUCUUUAUCCCGGGAAAGGGAAGAUCACUUCGCCAAGAGACAAAAGAGAUUACCUAUCAUCUUUAUUACCGGGGAUCCAGUGGCCUGCGACAAUAUCGCUAGCCAUGUCACAGGAGAGCUUUCGCUUCCCCACAUCUCUAUGAACGAAACGCUACACGAAAAGGCGCAGGAUCUUGAAUAUCGCCAUCACGGUAUCAUCAAGAAUUGUCUCGAUAAGAGAAUCGAAGUGCCGGCUAGCCUGGUUGUUGAAGUACUUGAGAAUAAGAUUAAAGCUAUAGGUGAACAGUCUUGGGGGAUUGUCUCUGGAUUUCCGGGUGACACAGAACAGCUCGCAGAAUUUGAAAAGAAGGUUCAAGAUUGCAAUUGUAUCUUGUAUGUGGAAUGCCCUCCACACACUAAUGAUCAAAGGCAAGAGUCUUCAGAAUCGGAAGAUGCCAAGAGUACGUGGCGGCGUCCAAAAGCUCCCUUUAAGGAUGUUUUGAAGAGUUCAGCUGCCCGUUUUGAAGUGGUUGGUUCUACCACCGACCAGCCGACGAUGUCCGAAAUAGACCUUUGCCAUCUGGCCGUAAAUUCGAUCAAGGCUUUCAUCACAGAUGGAGGGUUAGUGAAACAUGGCAAAAGCGCAUCUUAA